ACUUACUACCAGGAAGGGCUUCACGCCGGCCGGCAGCGGCGGAGAUGGCGGCGGCUCAGGUGGCGGCGGCUUGGGCCGGAGGGUACGUGUCCGCGGGCAGGAGCAGAGCGGCGGCGGCGAUGGCGACGCCUUGUUCUUCGAUCGGCGGCGGUGCUACCGCCGGCUUCCGCCUCGCAUUGCCGCAGCGAAGCAUCCGGGCUACCACACGGAACAAGGGCCAGAUCGUCGUUGCUUGCCACUACCAGAGACAAGAAGCUUCAGCUUCAGCUCCAGCUCCACAGAUUGAAGCCAAGUCAAUGGAGGAGGUAUAUGAGGCUUUGGCUGAGCACCUUUCUUCCGUUUUGAAGAACAUUGAACAUCUUGACUCAAAUACUGCUAUCAACAGAUACAUUGUUGGUAUUGCUGGACCACCUGGUGCAGGCAAGUCAACAGUUGCCUCUGAAGUUGUUCAACGUGUUAAUAAUCGCUGGUCCCAGAAGCAUGAUCAUAGCAGUUCACUUAUUUCAACUGAAGAAAUUGCCACGAUGCUUCCCAUGGAUGGUUUCCACCUUUAUCGGUCCCAACUUGAUGCAAUGGAGGAUCCAAAAGAAGCACAUGCAAGAAGAGGAGCACCAUGGACAUUUGACCCAUCCCGGUUUUUGAAAUGCCUACAGACCCUAAGAGAAGAGGGUUCCGUUUAUGCUCCAUCAUUUGAUCAUGGUGUUGGUGACCCAGUUGAAAAUGACAUAUUUGUAAAGCCGCAGCACAAAAUAGUGAUUGUCGAAGGUAAUUAUCUAUUACUGGAAGAAGAUGUCUGGAGGGACAUUAGAGCCUUGUUUGAUGAGAAAUGGUUUAUCGACAUUGACAUUGAUGUCUCCAUGCAAAGAGUGCUCAAGAGACAUGUUGCCACAGGAAAAGAGCCAGAUGUAGCAGCAUGGCGGAUCUCGUACAAUGACCGACCAAACGCGGAGCUUAUCAUCAAGUCAAAAAAGACAGCAGACCUUGUAAUCGGAUCGGUGGACUUGUCUAGCUAGAGUCCAUGUCUCAAUUGUUGAUUAGAUGUCCGCUCUAAUAAUGUCCAGAGAAAGACACUGCCAACGGUUGUUUCCAUGGAGAUCUUUGUACAUACAAUAAGCUCAAUGCAUAUCUUCAUGGUGAUUUUUUGUACAUGGAACAAGCUUAUCUCCAUUCUCCAACCAGUUUGGUUGCUGUACACUCGAUGAAUAAUUAUUCAACAAUGGAUUCUCUACAAUUUUCCUACUCCUGAAGAAUGUCCAGCAUCAACUA
Oryza brachyantha (malo sina) is the source of this 1266-nucleotide messenger RNA. Its product is annotated as putative uridine kinase C227.14. The record is from RefSeq and is a predicted model, not a curated record. The transcript has 12 exons. Gene Ontology annotation, cellular component: cytoplasm. NCBI's taxonomy places the organism in Eukaryota, Viridiplantae, Streptophyta, Magnoliopsida, Poales, Poaceae. Bases 45 to 1013 code for a protein of 322 amino acids. Gene Ontology annotation, molecular function: ATP binding; kinase activity.